AAUCCCAUUCUCCUAGGAAACUUUCAAAAACCUUAAAACAGAUCCUCAUUUUAGUUUUGUCUUUCCCAGAAACCAAAACCAAAAUUAAACUCAUCUCUUAUUUCUCUAGUUAAGUUAUGAUAUAUAAUUGAUUCUACAUUUCCACUAAUAUCCAUCCAUAUAAAUAAAUCAAAUAUAAAACCACAUUAUAUAUUUAAUUUUUCUGGGUUUGGGUGGAAGAAAUAGUAUUACUGAUUCCACUACUUCCGUGACUGAUUUUCCUUCUUUUUCGCUCCUAUCUCUUACCCUUUAUAUAUAUGAUCGUAUUUUCUUUUUUUCCAUGAAAACGUUUUUCUCGUUCUCUCCUCAUAAGCUUUUCUUUGUAAUUAUUUUUUAAUUAAUAAAUAAACUCUUAUCUAUAAAUUAACUCUACUUCUACUCUAGAUCAAUUUGAUCUUCUCUUAUUAUCUCCCAGAAGAAAUCUCUACCAUCUUUUCUGAGCUACCUCUCUCUCUUCGAAGUAUCAAGCCAACAUUAGCGAUGUUUUCUCCUCAAUAUCGCUGGUGAUUAAUAAAAGAGGAGAAUUCGACUAAGAAUGAGUAAUUCAGAGAAGAGAGCCAUGGAGACCAAUGUGAUUUAUGAGCCUUAUAUUGAUCCAGAUUAUGAAUUUCUCGAUGAAAGAAUGUACCCUCCAAGGGUUUGUAUAGACAAUGAUACAUGUUCACAUUCCACACUUAUAAAGGUUGAUAGUGCAAACAAAGAUGGGAUUUUGCUGGAGAUGGUCCAAGUGUUGACAGAUCUCGAUCUUGUUAUAUCUAAAUCAUACAUUUCAUCCGACGGUGGAUGGUUCAUGGACGUGUUCCAUGUGACAGACCAACGUGGGAACAAACUUACUGACGAAAGUCUCAUACACUACAUUCAGGAGGCAAUAUGUGCAACUAGGAGGGGUGCUCCUACACCUACUACAUAUACCACUAUCACAAGCCUUGGAAGAGUAGUGAGACCACUUCAAAUGGACACAGCUCUAGAAAUGACCGGCACCGACAGACCGGGCCUAAUGUCCGAGAUAAUGACCGCUCUUCUCGAACGGGGCUGCAGCGUAACUGAUUCAGUGGCUUGGACCCACAACACAAGAGUGGCCUGUAUUGUCCACGUAGAAAAUGGGCCUGAAGGUGGGCCCAUCGAGGACCCAGUACAGCAGGCCCAGGUACGAGACUUUCUACAGAGCGUGGUGGAGGCCCAUCACGUGAAGGGAGAGAAGACAAGUGUGAGGUUCACUAUGAUUCCGGCAGUGGGGAGAACCCACACCGAGAGGAGACUCCACCAGUUGAUGUACGCCGACGGUGACUACGAGCGAUGCAACGGUUGCGACGGUGCUUUGACUGGGACCCAUAAGAUCAGUGGGUGUGACCGCGCACAUGUGAAUAUUGAGAAUUGUGAAGAGAAAGGGUACUGGAUUCUCAACGUGAGGAGUAGAGAUCGGCCCAAGCUUCUUUUUGACACGGUUUGUGCUCUCACGGACUUGGGUUAUGUCGUUUUCCAUGCUGUGGUUGCUUCCAAAGGCACAAUGGCUGAACAGGAGUACUUCAUACGACACGCCACCGGACGUCGUUUGAAUGUUGAGGACGAGAGGAAUAAGCUUACCUUGUGUUUGAUAGCAGCAAUAGAGCGGAGAAUCUCACAUGGAUUGAGGCUGGACCUAUGUUCUCGAAAUCGAUUUGGACUGCUUUCGUAUAUUACUAGGGUGUUUCGUGAAAGUGGGUUUUCUUUAUCAAGAAUGGAGGUGGCAACACAGAACGACAGAGCAUUUGGGUCGUUUUACGUGACUGACGCUUCGGGCCAUGAUGUGAAUCUUAGCACGGUGGAUUUGGCGAUCAGAGAGAUUGGAGGAUCAAUUAUUUCAAUUUACAAAACUUCCACUUCCAGGAUUUCAUCUCCAGUCCUUAGUAGAAGUAGUACUAGUAGUAGUAGUAGUAGCCAUAGUAAUAGUACAAGUCUAAGAACUGCAACGCAUACCAGGGUUGAAAAUGUACCAAGGUUCUCAUUGGGAAGCUUGCUUUGGUCUCAACUGGAGAGGGUUUCUUCCAGUUUCGGAGGUGCCAUAAGGCUGUAGAGGAAGUCCUUAAAUAGGGAGCAAACUUAGUUUGUAUCUAUGCAGAUAUCUGUUUAUAUAAUGAAUCAGACAAGUUAAUCCUUUGAAAUCUA
Cannabis sativa is the source of this 2184-nucleotide messenger RNA. Its product is annotated as ACT domain-containing protein ACR1. NCBI's taxonomy places the organism in Eukaryota, Viridiplantae, Streptophyta, Magnoliopsida, Rosales, Cannabaceae. The transcript has 7 exons. The record is from RefSeq and is a predicted model, not a curated record. The coding region runs from base 575 to 2092 and encodes 505 amino acids.